UUGGACACGAGCAAAAGCUUAAACCACAUUCUCUCUACUCUUCCUCAUCAAAAGGAAUCUAGCCAGGAGUUUCAAAAUCUCUUCUUCUUUUUUUGCCAAAAAUGAGGCCUUCUUUACUCGUACUUGCAAUCUCUCUUCUGCUUUUAUCUUUUUGCCUUUCUGGGGCUCAAGGGAUUCGCUUUGAGAAAGGACUACUCUUCUCAUUUGGACACCAUAAAUCUCAAAAUAUGCAUGAAGAAAGAAGUAUUUCUUUGAUGAAAGAAGGAUCAGAUAUUGGAGAGGUUAUUCUCUGCAAAGAAGGGCAGUGCAGUAGUUCUAGUUCAUCAGGAAUGACUAGAAAACUUAUUACCACAACUACUACUUCUUCUUCUUCUACUACCACUGCAAAUAAGAAUGAGGGGAAUAAAGCUACCCCUACAACAAAGGGGAAAUCAUCAUCAAAUGGUGAUGGAGACACUGAAGGGGAGCAAGGAAAUUUUCCCACAAACUCACCACCAAGUUCCGAGCAGUAUGUGGACAUUACAGACAUUACAGAAAUGGACUAUUCUCCAGCAAAAAGAAAACCUCCAAUUCACAACUAAAGUAUAAUAAAAUGGGAACACAAGUCAGGAAAUGCUGCAGUUUUUUAGGCUUAGAUAUGAUUCUGUGCAUAGUUAAUUGAUAAUAUUCUUAAUUAUACUAUCAUCAUCUUUGAUGAUUGAGUGAUCGAUAUAUGAGCACCUUAGGCUUUGUAACCUAUUAUUAAUUUAUUAAUUAUAUGAUGAGAGUUUCUUGGAUUGAAUAUUGAUCGGAUGAGGUGUAAUGAAUGAAGUAG
Messenger RNA from Pistacia vera, 814 nucleotides. RefSeq lists its product as uncharacterized. The transcript is spliced from 5 exons. The record is from RefSeq and is a predicted model, not a curated record. NCBI's taxonomy places the organism in Eukaryota, Viridiplantae, Streptophyta, Magnoliopsida, Sapindales, Anacardiaceae. The coding region runs from base 102 to 581 and encodes 159 amino acids.